Messenger RNA from Laetiporus sulphureus 93-53, 315 nucleotides. RefSeq lists its product as uncharacterized. The coding region runs from base 1 to 315 and encodes 104 amino acids. The record is from RefSeq and is a predicted model, not a curated record. The transcript has a single exon. Lineage: Eukaryota; Fungi; Basidiomycota; Agaricomycetes; Polyporales; Laetiporaceae.
AUGUUGCAUGGCACUAGUGCAGGGCCAACCACAGUAAAGACAAAUGUGACUACUUCGACUAGCAGUACAUCCACGAUCAAGAGCAAGGAUAUCUCCUUGCUUAUUGAAAGUUUGAUCAAGUCCAUUCAAAUGCUCACAGCAGCUGCGACUGGAGGAAUUGCAAAGCAGAAUGGGAGUCAGACUGCGACUGCGAGCAGACCACCAGUCACGAAUAGAAAUCCGAGUGGAUCCUGUCACUAUUGCGGAGAAGCCAGAGGCAUGACCGGAACAUGCAAGCAUAUCGAGGAGGGCAUUAAGAGUGGCAAGUGCAUGUGA